AUGGAAUUGAAGGUGGAUGAGCAUUAUUCUUUUAUCCAGAGGACGAUCCACACAAAGAACUUCCUGUAUUACUUGACUGAGCCAUACAGGCUUAACACCAUAUACUGGUCUGUGAAUUCCCUAUCAAUGCUAGGGAAGGAAGAAAUAGAGGAGAUGAAGGGCCGAGUGAUUGAUUAUGUGAUGAGAUGCAAGAAUGAUGAUGAUGGAGGGUUUGGAGGAUGUGAAGGAUACUCUUCGAACAUAACAAGCACGUUUAAUGCCUUACAAAUACUUUAUAUCUACCGUAUCCAUUACCGUGAUAGAAGUACUGCAUCAUUUAUAUCAAAGUUACUACAGCCUGAGGGAUAUUUCUUCAAUGAUAGCUAUGGAGAGGUAGAUACUCGAAUCAAUUGCUGUGGAGUACUAGGGUUGCAUUUGCUAUCUCUAUUGGAAAAGGGAGACUUUGAUCCCAAAAGCUUAUCAAGCCCUAUAUGUAAGGUAUUUCUAUCUGAGGUUGGAAUCGAUAUAAAAACGAUUGUCUCAUACACUCAGAAGUGCUACAACCUAGAUGGAGGGUUUGGGGCCGUUGAGGGGGCUGAAUCCCACGCUGCGCAAGUAUUCUGCUGUUUGAGUACUUUAAGAUCGCUUGGGGCUCUAGAGCUGAUAGAUGUGGAAGGGGUGACAAGAUUUGUAGCAAUGAAACAGAUGGUCUCUGGAGGCCUUUCUGGAAGAGUAAGCAAGAAAGAAGAUGUUUGCUAUUCUUUCUGGGCAUACUCUUCCCUUGUCCUCAUUGGAAGGGAAAGCCGUGUGAAUCAGAAAGAGCUUGUAAAGUUCAUACUUGCAUGUCAGGGGCGAUAUGGUGGGUUUUCUGACAGGCCUGGGAACGAGGCAGAUUUAUACCACCUUAUGUUCGCUCUAGCUGGGCUCUCGUUACUUGGUUAUAAAGGACUUAAGAAGAUUGACCCUGGGUUUGGGCUAUAA
Encephalitozoon romaleae SJ-2008 is the source of this 960-nucleotide messenger RNA. RefSeq names its product type II protein farnesyltransferase subunit beta. The transcript has a single exon. Gene Ontology annotation, molecular function: Rab geranylgeranyltransferase activity. Gene Ontology annotation, biological process: protein geranylgeranylation. Gene Ontology annotation, cellular component: Rab-protein geranylgeranyltransferase complex. Lineage: Eukaryota; Fungi; Microsporidia; Unikaryonidae. The coding region runs from base 1 to 960 and encodes 319 amino acids. The record is from RefSeq and is a predicted model, not a curated record.